AUGCAUGGGAUUACAAGCACCUUUAUGGCAUUUCUAUGUACAUUUUUAAAAGCAGAGAGUUUGUUGGUCCAUGGACAAACCAAUGGUACUUCAGCAUCUAAUGGACAUUCUGAUCCGGAUGUGUACAAACAACUUCUUCAAUUGGAAACGGAUUUAAGUUCAAUAAAGAAGGAUCAGGAACAACAAGCUCAGAAGCAAACCUUAUUAGAAGAAGAGAUUAAAUCGCUGAGACAAUGGAAUCAAACAGCCCAAAUAAAGAUAUCAUUGUUAGAAAGCGAAAACAAAAACUUGAAAGAAAGACUACAAAACAAGAAUUCUUCAUCCACUUUAUUAAAACAAAACUUGACAACAUCAGAAGACUUAGGAAAGCUGGAGAACAUCUUGAAGUUCGAAAUAGAGCAGACAGUCAGAGACAGUGAAGAAAAAAUUAUGAAGAACGUGUCUGCCACAAUCAAGGACCUGGAACUCCGAGACCGAUAUUUAUCACUCUCUCUGUUGGAUGUACACAGCAACAUGUCAAUUCUUGACUAUACACUUUCCAAGCUCAAGCAGCAACAGAAGACAAACGAAGAGCAACAGAAUAUGAUAAUACAAAACUUAACAUUUUCUCUGUUGGAUGUACACAAUAAUACAGCAGGACUGUCAACUUCUUUUUUCAGUUUGGGUACGCAGCAAAAACAAAUGAAGAGCGAGAUCCAGAUGCGGACGAAUUCCCAGCAAAAUGACAUUACCAAACUGAAUGAUACAAUCAACCAUCUGAAGAAUUGUUCGGUUGAAAAUCAUGCCUACGUCAAACCAGAGAAAUCCAACCAAACCGUGGUCAUUGUGGCUUUGGAUGCACAGAAGCAACAAAUGAAGAGUGAGAUCCAAGCACUGACAAAGUCACAGCAAAAUGAGAUCACCCAACUUAAUAAUACAAUUAUCCAUUUUAAAAAUCGUGUUCAAUCCAAUGUAGCUUUUACAGCUGGAAUUUUAGGAGAGACAAACGGGCAACAUACAUAUGCAAGUGGAGAUAUUGUUAAAUUUCCAAAAUUCAUAUACCAGGUGGGAGGAGGAUACAACCCUACAACAGGAGUGUUUACUGCCCCAAAGACUGGACUCUACAUCAUAUUCUGUACUAAUGUGGCAGCACAUCAGCAAUCAGCCUCAAACCUUGUUGUCCACCAGUUACAGGUUGGGGACAGAGUGUGGAUACAAGUAUAUGAUGGUGGUCAUCUGUACUCAAACAUUCCAGAUACAACAUUAUCUGUGGUAAUGAUCAAUGGAUCAGACUGA
This is a messenger RNA of Saccostrea cuccullata (small rock oyster), 1275 nucleotides long. RefSeq lists its product as uncharacterized. The coding region runs from base 1 to 1275 and encodes 424 amino acids. The record is from RefSeq and is a predicted model, not a curated record. Gene Ontology annotation, molecular function: protein binding. The transcript is spliced from 5 exons. NCBI's taxonomy places the organism in Eukaryota, Metazoa, Mollusca, Bivalvia, Ostreida, Ostreidae.